Oryzias latipes (Japanese medaka) is the source of this 3319-nucleotide messenger RNA. It is a transcript of the gene dnm2b, whose product is annotated as dynamin 2b. Gene Ontology annotation, biological process: synaptic vesicle budding from presynaptic endocytic zone membrane; receptor internalization. NCBI's taxonomy places the organism in Eukaryota, Metazoa, Chordata, Actinopteri, Beloniformes, Adrianichthyidae. Gene Ontology annotation, molecular function: microtubule binding; GTP binding; GTPase activity. Gene Ontology annotation, cellular component: synapse; cytoplasm; microtubule. The record is from RefSeq and is a predicted model, not a curated record.
CAGGCGCUGGGUGUCGCCUCUCCUGACCGGAUGAUGACCGAACUUUUCCCCCUGACAGGACUUCCCUCCUGCAGCCCGACGAAACCGUUAACGGAAGCUCGUUAGAACCGUUUGUUCCGCGCCGUGCCGCGUGUCACCGGGGGAACGGAGAGCCGCGCUUCCAUCUGGGAACUUUGUCGCUGCAACUUUUCAACUACCGAUAGAUAGAUAGAAGCCCCGAAAAGGGGGCUCCCGUGGGGGCGGCGCGAUGGGAAACCGCGGCAUGGAGGAGCUGAUCCCGCUCAUCAACAAGCUCCAGGACGCCUUCAGCUCCAUCGGCCAGAGCUGCAACCUGGACCUGCCGCAGAUCGCGGUGGUCGGCGGGCAGAGCGCCGGGAAGAGCUCCGUGCUGGAGAACUUCGUCGGGAGGGACUUUCUUCCCAGAGGUUCAGGCAUCGUCACACGCCGUCCUCUCAUCCUCCAGCUGGUCAACAGUAAAACAGAGCAUGCUGAGUUCCUGCACUGUAAGGGACGCAAGUUUGUUGAUUUUGAAGAAGUUCGCAUGGAGAUAGAAGCAGAGACGGACCGGAUUACCGGAUCCAACAAGGGCAUCUCCCCCAUCCCCAUCAACCUUCGGGUCUACUCCCCUAAUGUGCUGAACUUGACCCUCAUUGACUUGCCGGGAAUGACAAAAGUUGCUGUUGGCGACCAGCCUCCAGACAUCGAGCAUCAGAUCAGAGACAUGCUGCUGCAGUUCAUCACCAAAGAGAGCUGCCUGAUCCUGGCUGUCACGCCGGCAAAUACAGACCUGGCCAACUCUGAUGCCCUCAAGAUCGCCAAGGAGGUCGACCCUCAAGGGCUGCGUACCAUCGGCGUGAUCACGAAGCUGGAUCUGAUGGACGAGGGGACAGACGCACGCGACAUCCUGGAAAACAAGCUGCUGCCGCUGCGCAGAGGCUACAUCGGGGUGGUGAAUCGCAGCCAGAAGGACAUCGAUGGGAAGAAGGACAUUCGUGCCGCUUUGGCUGCUGAGAGGAAAUUCUUCCUGUCGCAUCCUGCAUACCGACAUCUGGCUGAACGCAUGGGGACCCCACACCUGCAAAAGACCCUCAACCAGCAACUCACCAACCACAUCCGCGACACGCUGCCGGGGUUACGCAGCAAACUGCAGAGCCAGCUGUUGUCUCUGGAGAAGGAAGUGGAGGAGUUCAAGAACUUCCGUCCAGACGAUCCUGCACGCAAGACCAAGGCCCUCCUCCAGAUGGUUCAGCAGUUUGGGGUGGACUUUGAGAAGUGCAUCGAGGGAUCUGGAGAUCAGGUGGACACCUCCAAUUUGUCUGGGGGUGCAAAGAUCAACCGCAUUUUCCAUGAAAGGUUUCCGUUUGAGCUGGUGAAGAUGGAGUUUGAUGAAAAGGAGCUGCGGAAAGAAAUCAGUUAUGCGAUCAAGAACAUCCAUGGAGUCAGGACAGGCUUGUUCACCCCUGACUUGGCAUUUGAGGCCAUAAUGAAAAAGCAGAUCAUUAAGCUGAAGGACCCCUGUCUGAAAUGCGUAGACCUGGUCAUCACGGAGCUCGUGGCCCUGAUCAUGAAGUGUGCUGAGAAGCUGGGAUCGUAUCCUCGGCUGAGGGAGGAGACGGAGCGCAUCGUCACCACUUACAUCAGAGAGAGAGACAGCAAGACCAAAGACCAGGUGCUGCUCUUGAUCGACAUUGAGCUCUCCUACAUCAACACGAAUCAUGAGGAUUUCAUUGGAUUUGCCAAUGCUCAGCAAAGGACAGCGGCUAACGCCACCAAAAAGAGAGUCAUUCCCAAUCAGGUGAUCCGCAGAGGCUGGCUCACCAUCAACAUCAGCAUCAUGAAGGGCGGCUCCAAAGACUACUGGUUUGUUCUGACGGCAGAGUCUCUGUCCUGGUACAAAGAUGAAGAGGAAAAGGAGAAAAAGUACAUGCUGCCUCUGGAUAACCUGAAGCUGAGAGACGUGGAAAAAGGCUUCAUGUCCAGCAAACACGUGUUUGCUAUCUUCAACACCGAACAGAGGAAUGUGUACAAAGACCUGCGUCAGAUUGAGCUGGCCUGCGAUACCCAGGAGGAAGUGGACAGCUGGAAGGCCUCCUUCCUCAGAGCUGGUGUUUACCCAGAUAAAGGCCAGGCAGAAAAUGAGGAUUCUCUGACCCAGAGCGACAUGGUGUCCAUGGACCCACAGCUGGAACGGCAGGUGGAGACCAUCCGGAACCUGGUGGACUCUUACAUCAGCAUCGUCAACAAGUCCAUCAGAGACCUCAUGCCCAAGACAAUUAUGCACCUGAUGAUCAACAACACGAAGGACUUCAUCCACUCCGAGCUGCUGGCCUACCUGUACUCGGCUGGGGACCAGGGCAGCCUGAUGGAGGAGUCGGCCGAGCAGGCCCAGAGGCGAGACGAGAUGCUGAGGAUGUACCACGCUCUGAAAGAGGCCCUCCUCAUCAUCGGAGACAUCAGCACCACCACCGUGUCCACGCCUGUGCCUCCGCCGGUCGAUGACACCUGGAUCACCAAAGAACCAAGCCCUCCCCCAUCUACCCGCCAUGCCAACUCAAUGACACUCCCCCCUAACCGACCUCCAGCAGUACGGGGACCCAGCUCAGCCCCUCCCCCAUCUCUCAACCCUUCGCCGGCCUUCGGAGUGCCGCCUUUACCCUCCCGCCCUGGUCCCCUCCAAGCCCACGUGGGGGAGGCCAACUCUGCUGCAGCCCCUCUUGUACCGUCAAGGCCAGCGCGGGUGCCCCCAUCUCUGCCGCCAGGAAUCCCCAGCAGGAGACCACCAGCUGCACCCAACAGGCCCACGGUGGUCCGGCCGUCAGAGCCCUCCCUGCUGGACUAGGAACCCCCCGUUUCCUCUGGUCAGCCGUCAGCACCCUGCGUCCGGUCGGACCGGUUUCCGGCGUUCCCAAGCGUCGUGGUUCGGUUCUUCUGUCACUCCAUGGACAUUUAAGGACAGCGUUGAGAAUCUGUCAUUUCAAGUCAUGUUUCUAUAAACAUGAAUCACAGACUUUACUGAGGAUCAAACACUUUUCAUGAGUUUUAUACCAGCGUGUUUCAUCACUUAUCUGCAUUUGCUGAAAAUAAAUCUCAGAAAAACAGAUUCAAACCGUUGAAUUUAGUUGAUUUGUUUCCUGUUCUAGUAUACAUGGUUCUACUUUUUCUCAUAAGGGUAAAUAAGAAUAGAAAAACAUCUGACAAGAACGUAAACAUCAGCACAUUUCCUCUAAAUAUUCCUCUUUAAUAAAAAUGUUCAUGCAUAAAUACACACAGAGGCUUCUAUUGUUAAGGAAUAAAGAACCUGAUGUGUGCCGCUUCCUGA